This is a messenger RNA of Centropristis striata (black sea bass), 1029 nucleotides long. RefSeq names its product gastrula zinc finger protein XlCGF17.1-like. Gene Ontology annotation, biological process: negative regulation of transcription by RNA polymerase II; regulation of immune system process; regulation of cytokine production. The coding region runs from base 1 to 1029 and encodes 342 amino acids. The transcript is spliced from 3 exons. Lineage: Eukaryota; Metazoa; Chordata; Actinopteri; Perciformes; Serranidae. The record is from RefSeq and is a predicted model, not a curated record.
AUGGCUGCUGGCAGACGAAAGGGCCACCGUACUUCCCUGAUGGAUGCCAGCUUAAACCCUAACCCUCUGAGCUGUGAGAUUAAAGAGGAGCAGGUGGAGGUCUGCACCAGUCAGGAGGGAGAGCAGCAGGAGGUGAAGCAGGAGGCUGAAGCCGUCAUGGUGACUCCUCCAUGUGAAGUCAGUGAAGAUCAGAGUCUGGGAGACUCGGGAUCCACUAGAAACACAGAACCCAGACCAGAGGAGAGUCCCAGUGAGACUGGAUCAGCUAAGACUCCGUCCCUGUGUGACACCUGUGGGAAAGCCUUCAAGUUUAAGUCCCAGCUGAAGAAACACGAGCGGAUCCACACCGGGGAGAAGCCGUACGGCUGUCCGGACUGUGAGAAGACGUUCAGGUGCAGCAGCGACCUGAAGAUGCACACGAGGAGCGUCCACACCCGCGAGAGGAACUUCUUCUGCCAGACCUGCGGGAAAAGCUUCGUGCGCUGCAACGAGCUGACGGUGCACACGAGGGUCCACACGGGGGAGAAACCCUUCAGCUGUAAAGCCUGCGGGAAGGACUUCAGACGCAGCUGCCACCUGACGGCCCACAUGAGGGUCCACACGGGCCAGAGACCCUUCAGCUGCUCCCACUGCGGAGAAGAGUUCAGACGCAGCGACCAGCUGAAGGUCCACAUGAGGAGCCACACCGGGGAGAAACCCUUCUGCUGCUCCGCCUGCGGGAAAGACUUCAGACGCAACGACGAGCUGAAGCACCACAUGAGGAGCCACUCGGAGGAGGCCAAGCCCUUCGUCUGCCUCACCUGUGGGAAAGGCUUCGGAUACAGCAGCGGCCUGCUGGUUCACAUGAGAACCCACUCAGGAGAACCCAGACCGUUCUCCUGUGGAACCUGCGGCAGAGCCUUCAGACACAACUGUGAGCUGAUCAUCCACAUGAGGACGCACACCGGGGAGAAACCCUUCCUCUGCACCACCUGCGGGAAGAGAUACCACGAGAAGUCCAAACUGAAACGCCACAUGAAGAUCCACUAG